Aspergillus clavatus NRRL 1 is the source of this 342-nucleotide messenger RNA. RefSeq lists its product as uncharacterized. The transcript has 3 exons. Bases 1 to 342 code for a protein of 113 amino acids. The record is from RefSeq and is a predicted model, not a curated record. Lineage: Eukaryota; Fungi; Ascomycota; Eurotiomycetes; Eurotiales; Aspergillaceae.
AUGAUUGCGCGUAAAACAGCAGUGCCUGUGCUGGGCCUUGCGGCACCCAGGCCAAACCUCAUGGCCACCCGCAGCUUCUCUACAUCCCAGAUUCUGAGAAAUGCAGGGACAACUCUGCCUCUGAGAAAGCCCGUGGGUGCAUUCCGUGGCGGCGUGUUUGGGUUCCUGUUAGGAACUGUUGCCGCCGGUGCCUCGGUCUACUAUUACAUUCUGGGCGAGUACAGAGUCACAAACCAGCUGCUGACUGAGGAUAUCUUUGCUCUCCAAGCAGCCACUCAAAGACUGCAGACAUACGUGACCGAACUGGAAACGAAGAUCGACCAAUUACAGAAAAAGAAAUAA